AGAGGGAGGGGGAGAGAGUGAGAAAUGCAGAGGCAGCAGCCGCGGUAGCGGCGGCAUUGCUCCAGCAGGCACUAGUCACUCCAGUCCCGGCGAGCGAGCAGGGGAGAGCCACAGCAGAGGAAGCCGAGCGGACUCCGGUCUACCUGGGACUCUCUUUGUGACACUCCAGCACACAAACACACAGGGGCAGAGAGAAGAAGCAGAAAAAGAGCUCCAGUAUGGGAGGCAAACUGAGCAAGAAGAAGAAGGGGUACAGUGUCAAUGAUGAAAAAGCUAAAGACAAAGAUAAGAAGGCUGAAGGAGCAGCAACUGAGGAAGAGGAAACUCCAAAGGAAGCUGAGGAUGCUCAGCAAACCACAGAGACCACAGAAGUGAAGGAGAACACCAAGGAGGAGAAGGGUGAAAAGGAUACUCAGGUUGCUGCCAACAAGAUAGAAGAGAAAGAAGGAGAGAAGGAGAAAACAGUGACCCAGGAUGAAAGUCAGAAACCAGAACCAGAGAAGUCUGAGGCAGUCGUUGAUGCGAAAGUAGAACCACAGAAGAACACCGAACAGGCAUCCAAGCAAGAGGAGUCAACUGCAGCCUCUGCUCCUGCUGCCAGUAGCGAAGCCCCCAAAACUUCUGAGCCUAGCAACGAUGCAAAAGCUUCAGAGGCCACAGCUCCCAGUAAAGCAGAUGACAAGAGCAAAGAGGAAGGGGAAGCCAAAAAGACUGAGGCUCCCGCAACACCUGCAGCCCAAGAAACUAAAAGUGAAGCGGCCCCAGCUUCAGACUCAAAACCUAGCAGCAGCGAGGCUGCUCCUUCUUCCAAGGAGACGGCAGCAACAGCAGCACCUAGUUCCACUGCUAAAGCCUCGGACCCUGCAGCCCCACCAGAGGAAGCGAAACCUUCUGAAGCUCCAGCCACUAAUUCGGAUCAAACCGUAGCAGUGCAAGAUUAAAUUGGACAGCCUGUUGAAACAACCACUUAAAACAACCUGUGUCUUUUUUUUUUUGGUUUUGGUUUUGGGUUUUUUUUUUUGUUGUUUUGUUUGUUUAAUUAUUAUUUUUUUCAGCUCUACUAACUCGUUUCAGUUCUGAAAUAACAAAAUAUGUAUGGCCCAGAAAGAAAGGGAGAAAAGGAAAGGGAAAAAAAAAAAACAACCUUCAAAGAAUGUCCCAUCAAGUUGGGAGGGAGGGAGGGAACGGGCGGGGGGGGGGAGGGGGGAGAAUCCAAAUAGUAUUUUUGUGGGGAAAUGUCUAAUAUACUUGCUGCCAACUUGCCACAAGUCCUGGAUUUAAAGCAAACAACAGAAAAGAAGUAAACUGAAUGGAUGUCUGAAAGUACAGCACAUCUUUUAUACCUGAACUGCUGUAAAUGCGCUCCACCCAUGUAUCAGGAUCUUCUUUUUGUUCCGUCAGGGGGUUUGGGAGUGAUGCUUGAAUCUGCCCACUGAGUUUGUGCCAAGGCAAUCAGAUCUUUAUGAAAGCAGUAUUCUAUGUGGUGGGUGUUUUGGGGGUUUUUUUUGGGUUUUUUUUUUUUGGUUGGUUUUAGAUUUUAUUUACAGCCUUUCUUCUUUUGGUAAUUGUUUUUAAUGCAGUGGAUGAAUGCCAACUUUCAGACAAAAACCCACUUAGCUGUCCACAUAUUUCUCAAUGCCAAUCCUCCAGUUCUUCCUCUCCAAAUAUUUUUUGGGAGUUUAAAAAAAAAACAAAAAAACCAACAACAACAACAACAACAAAAAAAAAAGCAUUUUCAUCCUACUUAGCCUACCUAGAUUUCUCAUGACGAGUUAAUGCAUGUCUGUGGUUGGGUGCACCUGUAGUUCUGUUUAUUGGUCAGUGGAAAUGAAAAAAGUCUGCGUUCAUUGCAGUUCCAGUUUCUCUUCCAUUCUGUGUCACAGAUACCAACAUGCACUCAUUGGAAAACAAAUGAGGGGGGGAAAAAAAAAAAAGAAGAAAAAAAAGAAAAAAAAAAGCAACAAACAAACAAACAAAAAAAAAAGAACAAAAUGUACAAUGGAUGCAUUGAAAUUCUAUGUAAUUGUAUAAAUGGUGCAACAGUAAUAAAAGCUAAAUAAUUUAAAAAA
Pogoniulus pusillus (Red-fronted tinkerbird) is the source of this 2069-nucleotide messenger RNA. It is a transcript of the gene BASP1, whose product is annotated as brain abundant membrane attached signal protein 1. Gene Ontology annotation, cellular component: nucleus; cytoplasm. Gene Ontology annotation, molecular function: transcription corepressor activity; transcription cis-regulatory region binding. Bases 219 to 941 code for a protein of 240 amino acids. The record is from RefSeq and is a predicted model, not a curated record. Gene Ontology annotation, biological process: negative regulation of DNA-templated transcription. NCBI's taxonomy places the organism in Eukaryota, Metazoa, Chordata, Aves, Piciformes, Lybiidae. The transcript has 2 exons.